CAAAUACCUUUUUAUGUCUCAUAAUACUACUAAAGAAUACCUCCCUGUUGUUUUCACUGAUCUUUAAAUCUCCACCAAAUCCUAACUUGAUGAUUUUUACAUUCAAGAGAAGUAAUUUUAUACUCUAUUCAAGACUACCCAUUAUCAAAUAAUCGCAUCAUUCAUUAUCCCAACCUAAAAUAAUCAAAGUCACUUCUCCAUCCAAAACCCAAUAAGAAAUACUUAAUUACUAAAGAAACAUCAAAAAAAUUGUAUUUCCUAACAUACUUUAAAGAACUAAAGAAGACAUCAAGAAAUAUAGAUAACAUUAACUCUCCUUAAUAAGCGAUGAAAUUUCUAAUUCAUAACCUAUUAUCGAUUUAGAGCACAAGAAAGUAACUAAAAAUAAUAGCAAAUCUCCACUUAAAUUCUAUUCAUAAUAACAAAGUUAUAUUAGUAAUUAACCAAUUAGAACUGAUCUUUCCUCAUUAAUUUUCGAUAAUAAUACAGAAUCGUUUUCAAAUGAUUCUAUUUUAAAGUUUCGUAAACUUAGGUACAUUUCUUGAUAAUUUAGUCCAAACUUCAAUGAAGCAUCUUGGUAAAAAGUCGAUAAAGUUAACAGAAUGAAUAUUGCUCAUGAAGUUCAAAAAGAAAUUCAUCAUUUAGAAAGAUUUAACAGUUAUUGGAAGCCAGAUAUGAUUAAUUAGUUUCUAUAAUUGAAAAUUGUAGAAUAAGGUGUUAAUUUUAAAAGAGGAACUAAGAGAAUAUUUAUACUAAUGUACCUUCCUCAUCAAACCCUUGUUUUAAAAAGUUCAUAAGUUGAAGUAAAAAAUAGGUAUAUUACAAAUUAAAAAUCUAUUAGUCCCAUAUCAUAAUAACUAAAUGCUUUAGUUUAUUUUAUUCCAAUUUACGAAAAAAUUAAUAAUACCACUGAACUCACAGAAAACUACAAUGUUUGGACAAAGCACUUUUUAGAUUUAUUACACUAUAAACAGCAUUCCAAUACUGUAAAGUUUUAUUUUUUAGAUGGAAAGGAACUUCAAACAUUAAACUAGAUACUAUCAUAUGAAAAAUUUAUUUAUUGCAACUUAUAUGUAAAUUAAUUUAUAAAAGAUUUUAGGGAGAAUUUGAUAUUUGGAAUAGAGUAGGAUAAACUUUAAAUUUAGGAGGGUAAUUUUAGCUUGAUAAAUAUGUAAAAUUAGCUACAAAAAUGGUUGAUUUAAGAUCUAAAGAUGAUAUUUUGAAAUUCUUUAAUAAAAGAGAUAAUUUUCUACCUUUUUAUUCUAUGGGUUAUGAUUAAGUUGAAGAAGUUGUAAAAUCACCUAUUAACAAAAAUAUUGAAACAAUUUAAUAAGAUGGAGAUGAUGAAUAAUUAAAUGAUGAAGUUAUUGAUUAAUCAAUUUUUCAGAUGAAUAAGAAUUAACAAAAAACAUAUUUAAAAACGAUAUAGUACUUUAUAUAAUAAAAUAAAACAAAAUACUCUUAACACUUAGCUAAUUAAGAAGCUGGAAUGAGACAAAGAAAAGAGAAUAUUAAGGUAAUGAGAAGAAAAUCAAUAGAAAUUAAAUUAAAAGGGGUAUUUUAUUCUUUAUAACAUUAAUAUAGUAAAAGUAAAUGCUGGAUCUGAAUGAAGAGGCUUAAAUUGAAAGAAAACUAUUGCAUGAAAGCACUUAAUCAAUAGAUGAAAUAAAAGAAGAUGCUGAAGAUAAAGUUGAUGUGUUCAAGAAUGCAAUUUAUAAAAAGUUGCCAAAAAAAAUAGAAUUAAAUAAUGAUCCAUUUUCAAGCUUCUCUUCAAAAGAUAAUAAAAAAUUUAAAGAAAUUAUGAAAUUGAUUAAUAUUGAAUAAAUAGUUUUAGAAAAAAAAGUCAACAGAUAGGAUGUUAUGCAUUAUCUUUCUUUAUUUAAGGCACUUAUGGAUUCAGAUAAUCUGAAUUACUUUACAACACAUUAAUUAGAAUAUCCAUCUUUAUAUAUAUCAAGAGAAUAAUUAAAAAAAAGCUUGCCCUAUAUAGUUCUAUAUAAAAAUCAGUUGAAUACGGGAAAAUUAAAUGAAAUUUACGAGAGACAACACAACUAUGUUGAAUUCUUAGAAUUCUUAGAUAUAUUUACUACUGAAUAUAUUGUUUCAGAUAAGGAAUUAGAAAGAUUAAAAAAUUAGAAAUAGGAUUCAUAUUGA
Molecule: messenger RNA, 2154 nt
Organism: Paramecium sonneborni
Lineage: Eukaryota; Ciliophora; Oligohymenophorea; Peniculida; Parameciidae
Source: the annotation of a GenBank genome assembly